Messenger RNA from Pyrus x bretschneideri (Chinese white pear), 1434 nucleotides. RefSeq names its product E3 ubiquitin-protein ligase RSL1-like. Gene Ontology annotation, molecular function: ubiquitin protein ligase activity; ubiquitin conjugating enzyme binding; zinc ion binding. Gene Ontology annotation, biological process: protein polyubiquitination; ubiquitin-dependent protein catabolic process; positive regulation of proteasomal ubiquitin-dependent protein catabolic process. The record is from RefSeq and is a predicted model, not a curated record. The coding region runs from base 199 to 1293 and encodes 364 amino acids. Gene Ontology annotation, cellular component: ubiquitin ligase complex; cytoplasm. Lineage: Eukaryota; Viridiplantae; Streptophyta; Magnoliopsida; Rosales; Rosaceae. The transcript has 2 exons.
UUACCGCUCAUGGACUCUCCUCUUGUGUAUGGAUGAAGUUGAUGAUCCAGAAUUCAGCCCUAGAAAUUUCAUCACAUCACUCAGUCUUAACAAUUAAACCUCACCAUCUGUAAUUAGCCUCUUAUUAUUUCUUCACACUGCCACCUGAGUUAGAUUCUUAAUCUUAACCACUGAAGAGAGAGAGAGAGAGAGAGAGAGAUGGGCAACAAACUUUGCACAGGAAAGAAGUUGGGUGGCAAAGUUUUCACAGGAAACAAACUGGGGAGCAACGUUUUCACAGGAAAAUACAUAAGGGGUAAGCACUUCUCCUUCGUGACCAAACAUAUAGUACUGCAUACAAAAACAAAUACGAAGCAACAUGAACAUGUUGUUGAUAUUGAUAUUGAUCCAACUUUUGUAUGUGACUUGUGUGAUGCGAAAAGUCAUCUCGAAAACUCAUUCAACAUCAAGGGUUGUGCCCAUUUUUACUGUCGAGAGUGCGUUGUUCAAUACAUAGCGUCCAAUCUCCAAAACAAUGUCACAUCCGCUGUUAUGUGCCCUGUACAAGGCUGCACUGGCGCUCUAGACCCUGACUACUGUCAUCCAAUCCUCCCAGACGACAUCUUUGAUGGGUGGGGCAAUGCCUUAUGUGAAUCUACACUUGCAGAUGAGAGUGAUGAUAUCGAUUCAACUUUUGUAUGUGACUUCUGUGUUGAGCCAGUUGAUCUAAAAGACUCGUUUAACAUUAAGGGUUGCUCCCACUUUUACUGUCAAGACUGCAUUGUUAAAUUCGUAGCAUCCAAGCUUGAUGACAAUGUAUCUUCCAUUACAUGCCCUGCACAAGGCUGCACGGGCACAUUAGAACUUGACUACUGUCGUCCUAUCCUCCCAACCGACCUCUUUGAUAGGUGGGGCAAGGCCAUAUGUGAAUCUGUGGUUAUCGGGCCUCAGAAGAAGUACUUAUACUGUCCCUUCGUUGGGUGCUCUGCGCUGUUAAUCCACGAGGGGCCAGAGGAUACCAAUCAGGCUCCAUGUCCUCAUUGCAAAAGAGAGUUUUGCGCCAAGUGUAAGGUUCCUUGGCAUACCGAAUUCAAUUGCUCCAUGUUUCAGAAACUGAGAGAUAAGGGCGAAGACGAGAUGCUGGAAGAGCUUGCCAAGAAUAAGAACUGGAGGAGGUGCCCACGUUGCAGUUUCUAUGUUGAAAGAAUAGAUGGGUGCAGCUACAUGAAAUGCAGGUGCGGAUUUGCUUUCUGUUACAGUUGUGGAAUUCAAGCUGUCGAACAUACCCGUUAUUGUCAAAGCUGUAAGAAAUAAUCCUAAUUAUUUGCUCAUGAGCGAUCUUGCUGCAAUAUUAUGGAGUUUGUUGCAGGUAGGAUUCUAGGAAUUAGAUCAUUGUGCUGUUUGUUUAUACUCUGAUGUGUAACAUCUAUUUGGAUCAAUAUUACUCAAGUUCGA